UCUCUCUCUCUCUCUCUCUCUCCACCUUGAUCAUAAAUACCACCAUAACCCCCCGCCCCUACCAUCAAUCCAUCACCAGCUAGCACCUCUUCUUCGGUUCUUCCUUAGCUUCCCGUAUCUCCCUUGCUCUAAACCACCACUUCUCUCAACUUCCAAAAUGGCCAUUAAAAGGUCUAAUAAACUCCCUCAAACUGCACUUCUCAAGCAAAUCCUCAAAAGAUGUUCGAGCUUGGGAAAGAAACAUGGCUACGACGAGGAUGGCCUUCCGCUGGACGUCCCAAAAGGCCAUUUUGCUGUCUAUGUUGGCGAAAAGAGAAGUAGGUACAUUGUCCCAAUUUCAUUCUUGACUCACCCUGAGUUCCAAUGUCUCCUCCGCCAAGCUGAAGAAGAAUUCGGCUUUGAUCACGAUAUGGGCCUCACCAUUCCCUGCGAAGAAGUCGUUUUCCGCUCUCUAACCUCCAUGCUAAGAUGAAAAGAGAUGGAGAACUUGAUGGGUUUUCUUUGAGAAGAUGACUAAGAUGAAGCAGCAGUUUCUGCUUCUCUUUUUUUAACAUCUUUCUCCUCUCCAUUUUUCGACGUUCAUGAUUUUUUUCUCUCUCAGUUUGUCGCCCUUUUUUUGUUAGGGAACCAUUUGGGUUUUUAUGUUCAAUGACUCUAACGUAAACGCUUGGACAUUUUAUGGGUUGGAGAAUAUGUAAAGGUUUGAGAUUUUCCUCACAGAGGUGGGUACUGUUACGCCCUGUGAGAGAAGUUGUUUAAUGGAAGCAAUGGUGAUUUGCCUGUGCUA
Messenger RNA from Juglans microcarpa x Juglans regia, 787 nucleotides. RefSeq names its product auxin-responsive protein SAUR50-like. The coding region runs from base 158 to 472 and encodes 104 amino acids. NCBI's taxonomy places the organism in Eukaryota, Viridiplantae, Streptophyta, Magnoliopsida, Fagales, Juglandaceae. Gene Ontology annotation, biological process: response to auxin. The transcript has a single exon. The record is from RefSeq and is a predicted model, not a curated record.